CACAGUUUGGGAAGCACAGAGUUAAUUAAAUUUUUACAAAUGUAAUUUCAUUCUGUUUGUUAAUGUUUUUAUUCAACAUUUGUGCUAUUUGCUUUUUGACUACCUGAAAGAUAUCUUUUCACAAGUUGGAUUUAGUUGGAUUCAUAUCUAAAUACUAUAAAAUCACAAUUAUAACAAAAAUAAGAUUUGAAUUGAAUAGGCCACACAUGAUAGUUUUUUUUCUUCUUGCACUUUUCACAUUCAGGGAGUAUGAGCCCAAGCCAGCAGCAGCAGCAUCUGAUUCAGAGGAAGAGGGAUCAGGGGAGGAUGAAGAAGUGUCAUUUACCGAUGUACAAGAAGUGCUCUCCAUUGAACAAGAAGACCCAGGACACUUUACUCUCCCCCCUCACUUAAGAUGUGCCUCGCACACACUUAAUUUGAUAUCAACUGUUGAUAUUGAAAAAUGGUUGACAGUGACAAACAAAACAAUUUACAGAAGUGCCACUGCAAAGUGCUCUGCCCUCUGGACUAAGGCCAGCCGGUCUACAGUAGCUGCAGAGCUAGUGGAAAGCCUUUGUGGAAAAAAGCUCAUGGUGCCUACAGUGACGAGAUGGAACUCUUUCCACAAUGCAGUUGCACGAAUAACUGAGAUAUCCAGACCACAGUUGACAACUCUCUGCAGUCAGUUAGGUGUACGAGUCUUUUCCGAGCGAGAGUACAAAUUCCUUGUAGAGUAUUGCACAGUCACAAAACCGCUUACAAAAGCUUUGGACUGUUUACAAGGGGAAAAUGAUUGUUAUUAUGGGAAUCUAUUACCGACACUGGAGUCUCUGAUGUCAAAGACCUUGGCAUUGCGUCCCGACCUCUCCGAGAUGAUGGCAAAUCUGCCUGAUGUCAUAGUGCAGGCCAUCAAAACCCGCUUUGCUACUGUUUUGGACAGUAGGGAGGGUCUCAUGGCUGCUGUCACUCUGCCGAAGUUCAAGAUGAGGUGGUUGAGGGAAGAGACCAGGAGAGAGGCCCUAAAGAAUCUGCUGAUAACAGAGUGUCGUGCUUCACCCCUGGCUGCCCCCCACAAUGAGGAGCAUGAGGUCAGGCCUCCACAGAUUAGUCCAGCAUCCAGCAGUAGUGAGGAUGACUUUUUUGUGUUUGAAGAAGAGCAGGAUUCAGGAUCUUUUGGCCCAGACAGGGAGGUCAUUGAGUACCUAAAGUCUGGGUCAGAGAUGGGGGUCCUAGACAACUUCCCCAGAAUUAAGAACUUAUCUUUAAAAUACAAUACAGCACCAGCAUCCAGUGCUCCAGUGGAGAGGCUAUUCAGCCUGGGAAGCCUUGUUCUCACUCCAAGGAGGAACAGGUUAGGAGACAAGCGCUUUGAGAGACUCCUCCUUAUGAGGUAUAACCACUACUUUGACAAAUAAGCUGACACAUUCAGAAGCUCAUAUUUUGCACCAGAAAAAUGCAUUACAGUAAAUGCCAACUGUAUUUUCCUUUUAUUUACUUUGAGUCUUCUGUAUUUGCUUUAACUCAUUUCAACAACCUACCUCUCCUCUGCACUGUGUUUUGCUUCUCAACAAUUUACCUCUCCUCUACACAGUGCUGGUAAGGCCAGUCUUUUAUGGAUAUAUUUUUUUGAGGAAGUUAAUUUUUUUUUUUUGUACUUGUUAAUCGACAAUCAAAUUGAUUGUUUGCACUAGACAGUGUUUGUUAAACAUUGAGGAAGUUAAUAUAUGUUUGGACUUGUUAUAAAUUGACAAUCAAAUUGAUUGUUUGCACUAGACAGUGUUUGUUAAAAAUUGAGGAAGUUCAUAUAUGUUUGGACUUGUUAUAAAUUGACAAUCAAAUUGAUUGUUUGCACUAGACAGUGUUUGUUAAACAUUGAGGAAGUUCAUAUAUGUUUGGACUUGUUAUAAAUUGACAAUCAAAUUGAUUGUUUGCACUAGACAGUGUUUGUUAAACAUUGAGGAAGUUCAUAUAUGUUUGGACUUGUUAUAAAUUGACAAUCAAAUUCAUUGAUUGUUUGCACCAGACGGUGUUUGUUAAACAUUGAGGAAGUUAAUACUUGUUUGUACUUGAUUGCACAAGUACGGUUGUUUGUAGUUAUUUGUGCUAGACAGUGCCAGUCUGUUGUUGGCGUAAUAAAGACCCUAAAGAACACUCCUCCUUUGUAUGUUCUCCCUCCAUCUGAUGCAU
Molecule: messenger RNA, 2166 nt
Organism: Misgurnus anguillicaudatus (oriental weatherfish)
Lineage: Eukaryota; Metazoa; Chordata; Actinopteri; Cypriniformes; Cobitidae
Source: RefSeq, a predicted model, not a curated record